UCUUUAAUUUUAAAUUUCCUGUUUGUGGUUCUUCCUACUAAAAUUAAAAUGUGGAAACAGAGGCACUGACAGUGAAGAUGAGAAUUGACUGAAAGCCAAGGUCUGAUGUGUAUGGAUCUUGCACAGAGCAGAGGAAGGGGCUUGUGCCAUGGAAAGGAAGUGCUGCUGCGAAGGAUUUGAGCUCCAUUAUGGGAGCUCCUAACGGGGGGAAUGUGCCCAGGAUUACUGCCCUUCAGUUUAGGCAUUUCUCUUGGGAUUCUGGUUAUACAUAAUGUCUUCUCUUUUUCCAGGUUGACCAGCUUCAAAGGUAGCUCAGGCUUGGACAGGUUGAGUGCUUGGCAGUGUCCUAGAGCUAAUGUCCUGUACAGACACCUGUUUUCCUGCUUUUGCUACUACAGCAUUGCAAUGCAAUUAGUCUAUCUUUUUCUCUCCACAUUUCCAAGCUGUUACUUUUACUGUUAGCUUUGUUUCAUUUUUAAGUGCUUCAAAUUGAAGAGUGUUAAUAAAUUCAUUAAAAAUGACCAACGUUAAAAAAAAGAGAUGAGAGAGAAUUCACUGUACACUCAAUAUUCUGACAAGUAAAAAAACCCAGAGGAGCUGUAUGCUGCAGUAGACUACUAUAAAUUAUUCUGUAUCUUGACAGUUAACUACGUUUCUAUAUAUGACAGUACUUGGGACAUGUUAAAUAGACUUCAGAUUAUCCUUAGUGCAAGUUGCAGCUUUUCAUCUUUUCCAUUGGAAAUACUAUUAUUUUUUAGCUUUGCAGGAGAACUUUAUUCUGUACAUCCAGAUUUUGCACGGAAAUAAAAGUAAUUUAAGAAAUAUACAGUAAUCUUAAAAUGUCACUCGACCCUUAGAAAUUCUUACUACCUAAAGUAGUGAAUAUGGAAGCCAUGUGUUAAAUAUUUUAAAGGCAUUUCAGUUUGCUCAACUAUGAUGGUUAGAAAUGAGAAAGUCAGAAUUAAAUUUAUAUUUCAUUGCCUUAUUCAUAAGGGUUUUGUUUGGUAUUGGGGUAAUAGAGAAGCAAAUCACCUAAAGAAUGAAGUCUGCAAGCAUGAAAACACAUUUUCAUAAUUGCCUUGGCAGGAAGCUUGCAUGCUCUCGUAUCAGAGCUGUGAAUAUUCCAUGGGAUGAGGGAGCUGCUUGCUCAGCAGAGGGGCACUGUCCGUCUCAACAAGCAGCAGCUGCAGGUACUGAAGGAACGUUUCCAGGCCUUUCUGAACGGGGAGACGCAAAUCGUAGCAGAUGAAGCAUUUUGCAACGCUGUGCGGAGCUACUAUGAGGUAUUUCUCAAGAGUGACCGGGUUGCAAGAAUGGUCCACAGUGGAGGAUGUUCUGCAAGUGACUUUAGAGAUGUUUUUAAGAAAAACAUAGAAAAGAGAGUCCGAAGUUUGCCGGAAAUCGAUGGAUUAAGCAAAGAGACAGUGUUAAGUUCUUGGCUAGCCAAAUACGAUGCCAUAUACAGGGGAGAAGAGGACUUGUGCAAACAGCCGAACAGAAUGGCUUUAAGUGCUGUAUCAGAGCUGAUUCUGAGCAAGGAACAGCUCUAUGAAAUGUUUCAGCAGAUUCUAGGGAUCAAAAAAUUGGAACACCAGUUGAUUUAUAAUGCCUGCCAAUUGGAUAAUGGAGAUGAGCAAGCAGCCCAGAUAAGACGUGAACUAGAUGGACGACUGCAACUGGCAGAACAAAUGGCAAGGGAAAGAAAAUUCCCAAAAUUUGUAACAAGGGAAAUGGAGAACAUGUACAUAGAGGAGUUGCGGUCUUCAGUGAAUCUGCUGAUGGCAAAUUUGGAAAGUCUGCCAGUGUCUAAAGGUGGGCCAGAGUUCAAACUGCAGAAGUUAAAGCGAUCACAGAAUUCUGCAUUCUUGGACAUAGGAGAUGAAAAUGAAGUUCAGCUGUCAAAGUCUGAUGUGGUUCUCUCCUUCACAUUAGAGAUUGUUAUAAUGGAAGUACAAGGUUUAAAGUCAGUUGCUCCCAAUCGGAUUGUCUACUGCACCAUGGAAGUGGAAGGGGGUGAAAAGCUCCAGACAGACCAAGCAGAAGCUUCCAGGCCACAAUGGGGAACCCAAGGGGAUUUCACCACUACUCACCCUCGGCCUGUUGUCAAAGUAAAACUCUUUACAGAAAGCACCGGGGUGCUGGCACUUGAAGAUAAAGAACUGGGAAGAGUUGUGUUAUAUCCAACGUCCAAUAGCCCAAAGUCUCCUGAUCUGCACAAAAUGAUAGUUCCCAAAAACAGCCAGGACAGUGACCUGAAAAUUAAACUGGCAGUGAGAAUGGAUAAACCACCUCACAUGAAGCACUGUGGGUAUUUGUAUGCUCUAGGACAGAAGGUUUGGAAGCGGUGGAAAAAACGCUAUUUUGUCCUUGUUCAGGUUAGCCAAUACACAUUUGCAAUGUGCAGUUACAGAGAAAAGAAGUCUGAGCCUCAAGAACUGAUGCAACUGGAAGGAUACACUGUGGAUUACACAGCUCCUCACACAGGUCUUCAGGGUGGUCGGAUGUUUUUCAACGCUGUUAAAGAGGGUGAUACUGUGAUAUUUGCCAGUGACGAUGAGCAGGAUAGAAUACUCUGGGUUCAAGCUAUGUACAGAGCCACAGGUCAGUCCUACAAGCCUGUUCCUGCAAGUCAAGCUCAGAAGAUGAAUCUUAAGGGAGGCAAUGCCAACACAGAUAUAUCCCCACUUUAUACAGACCGUGGCCAGAAACAUGGCAUGGAUGAGUUUAUUUCUGCUAAUCCCUGCAAAUUUGACCAUGCUUCCCUCUUUAGACUGCUUCAGAGACAGACCUUGGAUCACAGAUUGAAUGACUCCUAUUCUUGUUUGGGCUGGUUUAGCCCGGGUCAGGUCUUCGUGUUGGAUGAAUACUGCGCUCGCUACGGGGUGAGAGGCUGCCACCGCCAUCUCUGCUAUCUCGAUGAACUGAUUGAAUAUUCAGAAAAUGGUUCUGUCAUUGAUCCAACCUUGCUCCACUACAGCUUUGCAUUUUGUGCUUCUCAUGUUCAUGGUAACAGGCCAGAUGGAAUUGGAACAGUAUCUGUGGAAGAGAAAGAAAGGUUUGAGGAAAUUAAGGACAGACUUUCCUCCCUUUUGGAAAACCAAAUAAGCCAUUUCAGAUACUGUUUCCCUUUUGGACGUCCCGAAGGAGCUUUAAAAGCCACACUUUCAUUACUUGAAAGGGUUUUAAUGAAAGAUAUUGCCACUCCUAUACCAGCAGAAGAGGUGAAGAAAGUGGUUAGAAAAUGUCUGGAGAAGGCUGCCUUGAUCAAUUACACUCGACUUACAGAAUAUGCCAAAAUAGAAGCAACAGCGGAAAAGGACUCAGAGACGAUGAAUCAAGCAACACCUACAAGAAAACUGGAAGAGGUUAUUCACCUUGCAGAACUCUGUAUCGAAGUAUUGCAGCAAAAUGAAGAGCAUCAUUCAGAGGCGUUUGCUUGGUGGCCAGAAUUGUUGGCUGAGCAUGCAGAGAAGUUUUUGUCUCUGUAUUCUGUUGACAUGGAUUCUGCACUUGAGGCACAGCCACAAGACUCCUGGGACAGCUUCCCGCUUUUCCAGCUGCUGAAUAAUGCCCUCAGAAAUGACACGCUUUUGUGCAAUGGCAAGUUUCACAAGCACUUGCAAGAAAUUUUUGUUCCCAUGGUCGUCCGCUACAUUGAUCUCAUGGAAUCAUCAAUUGCUCAGUCCAUUCACAGAGGUCUUGAACAAGAGUCAUGGCAACCUGUCAAGAGCAUCACCAACAGUCUUCCUAAUGUAGCUCUUCCAAAAGUUCCAAGUUUGCCUCUUAAUCUUCCACAAAUACCUAGCUUUACUACACCAACCUGGAUGACUUCUUUGUAUGACUCCACCAAUGGAUCAGCUACAUCAGAAGAUCUUUUCUGGAAACUGGAUGCUCUGCAGAUGUUUGUUUUUGACCUUCACUGGCCAGAACCAGAAUUUGCCCACCAUUUAGAGCAGAGACUUAAACUCAUGGCCACUGACAUGAUAGAAGCCUGCGUUAAAAGAACGAGAAUUGCAUUUGAACUGAAGCUGCAAAAGACAAACAAAUCAACAGACUUGCGUAUACCUUCUUACCUGUGCACAAUGUUUAACGUCUUAGUUGACGCCAAGAAACAGACAGCUAAACUCUGCAUGCUGGAUGGGGGGCAAGAGUAUGCUAGUCAAUGGCAACAAUACCAUUCAAAAAUAGAUGAUUUGAUUGAAGAAACUGUUAAAGAAAUUAUUUCUCUUCUUGUUUCAAAGGUUGUUUCAGUGUUAGAAGGUGUGCUGUCUAAAUUGUCAAGAUAUGAUGAAGGUACUUUCUUCUCAUCAUUAGUUUCAUUCACUGUAAAAGCAGCUGCCAAAUAUGUUGAUGUUCCGAAACCAGGAAUGGAUCUAGCAGACACCUACAUUAUGUUUGUUCGGCAAAACCAGGAUAUUCUUCGAGAAAAGGUCAAUGAGGAAAUGUACAUAGAGAAGUUAUUUGAUCAAUGGUAUAGCAACUCCAUGAAAGUCAUAUGCAUGUGGUUGGCUGACAGAUUAGAUGUUCAGCUUCACAUCUACCAGCUGAAGACUCUCAUCAAGAUAGUGAAGAAAACCUACCGAGACUUCAGGUUGCAAGGCGUGCUGGAGGGGACGCUGAACAGUAAAACCUACGACACCGUGCACAGCCGCCUGACUGUCGAGGAGGCCACAGUCUCAGUCACGGAUGCAGGAGGACUUCAGGGCAUUACAAUGAAAGACAGUGAUGAGGAGGAGGGAUGAUUUUAUUUCACAAAGCAUUCAGAGCUGGGGGGUGAUGGUCUGAGGGUGGGGUUUAUCUUUGCCUUGGGGUUUUUUGGCAACUUGUCCUUGUAAUUGCUUUUAUAGUUUUGCCUUAUGACAUCGGUGCAGAAAUGUAACUUGCUCCAUUAAAAAAAGAAAGUAAGAUUAUCAGAGGAAAAGUGCCAAGGACUUUUUGAGAAUAAUGGUUGUAGCAUAUUUUUAUGUAUAGCUUUGCUUAGGGCUGCAACAACAAUGGCAUGGAGUUUGAGUUCCACUUGUGAUUACAUUUCUUUCCCUUAUGUUUGCUACCAUUUAUUCUUGUAUCUCCAUCUGAUAUUGAUGUCCUGUGCAGAAAAAGAUGUGUGUCUUACUUAAAACAUAACUAUACAGGAAAUCAUCCUUGGAAUGAGUCAAUGCCCUCAGUAAAAAAAAUAGUGUAUUUUCAGGAUUACAAUUUGUUCACCUUUUUUGUGUUUAAUUUUACAUUAUUAUGUGAUGUGCAUUAAAAAUUUUAAUCUUGCUUCUUUGUAUAUUGAGGUUGGUAUAUAAGCAGAAGAUCUUCAAGGACAGUCAAACACAUACAAACUGCUUAGGAGUGUCGUGUCUAUUCAUUUUGCAAGUUUAAAAAUAUCUCAUCCUGUUGGAUGUCAGUAAGCUUGCCAUCUAUGUUUGUAUUUCUGUGAAAAUUUUCAGGCAAUAAGAACACAUUUUGUUGUGGCCAUUUAUGUAUCUACCCAAGUUUGUAUAGAAUUCUACAAUUAAAAGAUGUUUUCAGUAUUUCAAACAA
This is a messenger RNA of Passer domesticus (house sparrow), 5529 nucleotides long. It is a transcript of the gene CADPS2, whose product is annotated as calcium dependent secretion activator 2. Bases 1131 to 4742 code for a protein of 1203 amino acids. The transcript has 30 exons. The record is from RefSeq and is a predicted model, not a curated record. Gene Ontology annotation, cellular component: glutamatergic synapse. Lineage: Eukaryota; Metazoa; Chordata; Aves; Passeriformes; Passeridae. Gene Ontology annotation, biological process: positive regulation of exocytosis; synaptic vesicle exocytosis; dense core granule exocytosis.